Messenger RNA from Spirometra erinaceieuropaei, 1266 nucleotides. The record is from the annotation of a GenBank genome assembly. Lineage: Eukaryota; Metazoa; Platyhelminthes; Cestoda; Diphyllobothriidea; Diphyllobothriidae.
AUGCACCAACCGCCACCCAACUCGGCCACAGCCCCCAACGCGCCGCCGCAAAUCAGCGUGAAUGGGACCCAACUGCAAGUGGUGGAGAACUUCCCAUACCUGGGCAGUACUCUCUCCCGCAACACCAAGAUCGACGACGAAGUCGCCAACAGGAUCUCGAAAGCCAGUCAAGCCUUCGGUCGCCUCCAAAGCACAGUUUGGAAUCGUCAUGCUCUCCAACUGAGCACGAAGCUGAAGAUGUACAAGGCCGUCAUCCUGCCGACACUACUGUAUGGAGCGGAGACCUUGAUGGUGUACGCAAAGCAGGCACGUCGUCUGAACCACUUCCACCUCAGUUGUCUUCGUCGCAUCCGGAUGCUAAAGUGGCAGGAUCGAAUCCUCGACACUGAUGUGCUGGAACGGACGGGAAUCCUCAGCAUCUACGCCAUACUGAGGCAAAUUCAGCUGCGCUGGAGCGGCCACCUGGUGCGCAUGGACGACGAGCGACUACCCAAACGACUCUUCUACGGAGACGUCGCGACGGGUUCUUGCCGUCUAGGAGGCCUGAUUCGCCGUAACAAGGAUACCCUGAAGUCCUCCCUGAAAUGCCUGCAAAUCAACCCCACCAACUGGAAGGAGCUCGCACUCGAUCGACCGACCUGGAGGAGGACAGUGAAGACAGGCGCUGCGAUCUACGAAGCCAACCACACCGCUGCUGCCAAAGCGAAACGUGAAGUCCGCAAAUCACAACUUCCCCCAGUAAGCAACGCCGCCGCACAACCGCUUCCAACGUGUCCUCGAUGUCAACGGACAUUCCGGGCUCGAAUCGGACUUGUUGGACAUCUUCGGAUUAACUGCGCCUCUCGAACGGCACCAACCAUCGUCCCCCCGCCUGCUUCUUCCUCCUCCUCUCCGCCGCCAACUAACCCUGACAAUUCUUCUGACCCACCACUUCCAUCAUCCUCCUCCUCCUCCUCUUCGCCCACUGCUCCAACGGCGGCCGCUCAGGCGACUGUCUCACGCACAGCAACCGACACUACCACCACCUCCCCCGACUCCAGGGAUAAGGAUCAGGACUGCACCUGCCCUCACUGCGACCGUACCUUCACCUCACACAUCGGUCUGGUCGGUCACUUGCGAAUCCAUCGCACAGAGCCUGGCGAACCAGUGCCUGGAGCACCCACCUAUACCCACCAAGCUCGUCUCAACUGCCCACACUGUCCUCGCACUUUCAGGCAUCGCAUGGGCCUAUUCGGCCACAUGCGCAUCCACGACGACCUGCGGUAG